This is a messenger RNA of Apis dorsata (giant honeybee), 1172 nucleotides long. It is a transcript of the gene Nrk1, whose product is annotated as nicotinamide riboside kinase 1. Gene Ontology annotation, cellular component: cytoplasm. The transcript has a single exon. Lineage: Eukaryota; Metazoa; Arthropoda; Insecta; Hymenoptera; Apidae. The record is from RefSeq and is a predicted model, not a curated record. Bases 473 to 1060 code for a protein of 195 amino acids.
AAAUAAUCUAUUAUAAUUUUUAAUUAUAUAAAAUGUUUAAUAGUGAUCGUAAGAAGGGUAAAAUGAUAUUGAUUGUGACUUGCAUUUUAUUUCUGUAUUAUACUAUAUGGAUCAUUGGCUUACCAUUUAUUGACGACAACAGAAUACGAUCAUUUUUUGGUUCUUACAACAUUGCAUUAAUGUUUCCUGCUAUUUUGGGCUUAUGUUUCAUUGGAGGAUUAAUAUUAUUUACUAUUUAUCAUGUUAAGCCAUAUUAUUCAAUUUAUAAAUCAAGUAAAACUCAUGAAUCAUAAUAUUUAUAUAGAUAGAAUUUUAUUUUAUAUUAAUAAUUUUUGUUAUAAAACAUUUACAUUGUAUGUUUUAUUAUUAAUUAGAUAGGGAAAUUAAUAUGAGUUACGUAAUAUUAUUCAUAAUACGUUAGUUUAAAAUAACCUAUUCUAAGAUACAAUAUAAAUAACACAAAUGAUAUAAAAUGUCUUCAAAAAAAUGGUUUGUAAUUGGUAUUUCGGGUACAACAUGUAGUGGAAAAACUUCUGUAACUACCCAACUUCAUGAAAAGUUAAAAAACUCAAUAGUGUUACACCAAGAUAAUUAUUUCUUGCCGAAAGAUGAUCCACGGCAUGUUUUGGUAAAAGAACUUAAUCAUUUUAAUUGGGAAUUAAUAACUAGUAUGGAUAUGGACAAAAUGUAUUCAGAUAUCUUACAAUUAAUCGAAUCUUUUCCGAAUGAAAAUAAUUCUUCCGAAAUUAUCAACAAAAAUAUAUUAAUAUUAGAUGGAUUUUCGCUUUUUAAAUGUAAGGUUAUUUCAAAUUUGUGUGAUCGUAAAUAUUUCAUAACGUUAAACAAAGAACAAUGUUGGGAGAGAAGGAAAGAAAGAAAGUAUGAUCCACCAGAUGUUCCUGGUUAUUUUGAAAAAGUUGUAUGGCCAGAAUAUUUAAAACACAAAGAUGAAUUAAUGAAAGACAAUGAUUUGUAUAAUACAAUAACAUUCAUUGAUGGAUCAAAAAAUAAAAAAGAGAUAUUUGAAAUAAUUUUUAAUGAAAUAAAAAAAUUAUCAUAAGAUUUUAAUUAUUAUUAUUAUAUGUUAAAGAAAAAACUACAAUAAAUAUAUACCAUAAAUUAAUUUUAAAUAUUUAACUAUCAUUUAACAAAAAAUGAUAAUGUUAUAAGUC